Molecule: messenger RNA, 582 nt
Organism: Salvia miltiorrhiza (redroot sage)
Lineage: Eukaryota; Viridiplantae; Streptophyta; Magnoliopsida; Lamiales; Lamiaceae
Exons: 2
Coding region: 1-582 (193 amino acids)
Source: RefSeq, a predicted model, not a curated record
AUGGAGCAAUUCGAUGAUACUUCGUCAUUUUCGUCCGACGGGAUCAUAGAAAAGAUCAUCGAUGAGCUCCAAGAGCAGCAACAGUUGCUUGCUGCGAUGUACUCUCAACCGGCGCCGGAACGUGUUAUUCAUCACCGUCAAUACGUCCACCGUGAUCGUGAGGGUGAAGAUACUUACUUCCAGAUGAGCCAUGAUGCACGAGAUCAGGACUUUCUCACACCUUUGCAGAAAUGCACGGCGGCUAUCUGCGAAUUAGCCACUGGCGUCAGUGCGGAUACUUUCGACGAGUAUCUCAAGGUCGUCGAGACGACGGGGCGUCUAUGCCUCAAGAAGUUCUGCACGGCUGUCAUCCAGGCUUUCGGAGCCCAUUAUCUUCGCCGUCCAACGUCGGCGGACAUCCAACGCCUUACUCAGAUGCACGAGGCGCGACACGGAUUUCCCAGGAUGCUCGGGAAUGUUGAUUGUAUACAUUGGGCAUGGAAGAAUUGCCCAAAGGCGUGGCACGACGCAUAUACACGUGGUGAUCAAGAGGAGCCCACCUUGAUUUUGGAGGUCGUUGCAUCCCACGAUCUGUGGAUUUGA